Molecule: messenger RNA, 1726 nt
Organism: Elaeis guineensis (African oil palm)
Lineage: Eukaryota; Viridiplantae; Streptophyta; Magnoliopsida; Arecales; Arecaceae
Source: RefSeq, a predicted model, not a curated record
AAUUUUCUUGAAGAAUCCAUUGUUGAAAUAAUCAUUGACUUCGCUAAGUACACCGGAGAGGAUAGGCCAGUGAGGAGCUGUUGACAAUCAUUAUGAGUCCUAAUAGUAUUGGGAUUACCAUGCUUAUUUUUAAUAAUCGAGGGACUCUACGUUUGGAGUUAAAUUAGAGAGAAUGGAUUGAAAGUGACUGUCAAAUGAAAAAGGGCUAGGGAAAUAUUGAACCCAAUUCCUAUAGUGAUGGACAUAAGUGCAGCUGAAAUUCCUGUAGAGUUUUGAACUAGUUAAAUCUUGGAGUUUACUGAAUUUGUCCAUUAAUAACGUCGAAGCUGGCCUUACAGAGACAGAGUACCCAAUAUUAAUAUUUACCGACAUCAUCUGGUGGUUUUCUCCGGAACCAUCAUCCUCUCUUGGCAAUCCAAUGAUGUUGCUAAAUUUACAGAUCACUGUUGAAGAACAUAAACCAGCUCAUCAAAGAAAAAGUUUCUGUUUGAUCUGGCAAAGGUCCUUCUUGGCUUAUUUCUUCACAUUCCUCACAAGAACAUUAAGAUCAGACUCCAGAGACUUGAGAGGAGAAGUAUGGAUAAGGUUAUGUGGAAUUGAGUGAUGUAUCCGUUGACUGACUUGGAGCUAGUGAGGGCUGGAUUGGCUGGAAGAUUUGAGUGGUCCCUCAUUUCGCGAAUCUAAAUCUGAAAUGAACUGUCUGGAAGUUCCUUUCUAACCCCAAACCCUGUAUUGACUUGUAACUCCCUAUGUGCGAGUCUUGCACCCAAAAAAACAAAAUGUGCUUUGGGGAGGGGAGGGAGGGGGAGAGAGAGAGGAGGGGGGGGCUGGUCCUCUGGAGUCAACAUGAGGUGCCAUUAAAUAAAUACUAAAUGAAUAGAAAAAACAAAAUAGCUAAGAGUGAAAUGAGAAGGAAAGACCACGGGAAUGGUGGGUCAAUAUUUGAGAACCUAUCUGUCUCUACUUACUAAGAAGAGGUUCCUCGACCUCUGCAAACCACCUAAGAAAAAACCCCAAGCAAAAUGGCAGCUGCUAUCAAGCUUCUCUUUGUUGUGCUCUCUCUCUGCAUCAUUGUAACAGGAGGGAGUGAAAGCUGUGACCUUUCAACUGUUCAAGUUCAACAGACCAACACAGGACAGAAGCAUGGCUAUGAUCCUAUAUUUGAGGUGGAGGUGAAGAAUCUGUGCCGAUGCGAGCUGACAAACGUGUACUUAUGGUCAGAAGGUUUUGCCAGCUCGAUGUCAGUUGAUCCUAAGUUAUUUCGACAAGAGGGCAGCGGCUUCCUCGUGAACGAUGGGAAGGGCAUUCCAAGCUUGAUGUCUGUCAAGUUCCAGUAUGCAUGGGAUAGGGCCUACAAGAUGACUCCUUCAGCCACGCAGGAGGACUGUGCAGGAGAAAGAAACAGAUGUGAGGAGUUGUUACUUGGCAACAAAUGGCUACCGGGCGCAGUUGGUUUGGUGGGUGCUGCAGUUCUCUUCUCCUAGUUUUCUGGGCUCGCCCUCCUUGGCUAAUUCUAUGCAUUGGAGAUUUAUUGCAUCUUAGGGCCCAUUUUAGAUUGCUUUGAUUUUAUGUUUUUGUUUUCAAAAACCCAAGAAAAAUUAGAACAGGAUAACAUGUAUAAAGAAAUCCUUUAAUUUUUUGAGGAAAUUUGAGCUCUUUUUCUGGAAAUUGUUGGCAAAAUAUUUAAAGCUUUCAAUGGCAAAACACUUAUUGCUUUUCGGAACAG